AAAAAAAAAAAAAAAAAAAAAAACAGGGAGGUUGUUUUUAAGAUCGGUAGAAAUGGACAAAGAAUCUCAGAGACCGUCGUCAUCUUCGUCGGCAGCUUUCUUUGCUGCAAUGAGAAUUAGAAAUCCUGUCAGCGGCGUGAGAAUCACCACCGGCUUCAAGCUAUGGCUUCUGAUGGCAAUUCUCCUCUUGGCUCUGUGGUCCGUCUUCACCGGCUCUGUCUCCCUCAAGGGUUUCUUCGGCAGCUGCGGCGGCGGAGGCCUCUGUUACAUUUCCGGCGGUGACGAUGUUGACACCCUCGAAGUGGAGGAGAGAGAGAAGGUGGUGAGGAUGAUGUGGGACGUGUAUGCACGCGGCGCCGGGCGCGGGGGCCGGGUGAUGCUGCCGAGGUUCUGGCGAGAGGCAUUUGAUGCGGCGUACGAGUGUCUCGUGAACGACUCACCCGAGGCUCGAAACGCCGCCGUCUCCGACAUCGCUAAAUUGUCGCUGACCCUACACUCCUUUAAACUCGAGCCUCUCUCCGCUCAAUCCUCGAAAAACAUGGGCGGAGAAUCCGCAACCAAGAAGAGUAUAUAAUAUGAUGCAUCAACACUGUGGCUUCACUAUCGACAACACUCUCUCUUUAGAUGGGUCUCCUUCUUCUUCUUCUUCUUCUUUCCACAAUACAUAUAUAUGUAUGUACGUAUAUGUAUAUGUAUAUAUCUGUCUUUGGGAAAAAAAUCUUGCAGGGACGAAAGCAUCCAAGUUUCAUAUCUAUGUGAGUGAUGACUAUUUGUAUAAGGUGUCUAUUGCAACCUUAUCCAAUAGAAUCUGUCUCCAUAUAAAACUUCUAUGUUAGAGAUUUAUCCGAUAGCACUUCCUAUCA
This is a messenger RNA of Tarenaya hassleriana, 863 nucleotides long. RefSeq lists its product as uncharacterized. NCBI's taxonomy places the organism in Eukaryota, Viridiplantae, Streptophyta, Magnoliopsida, Brassicales, Cleomaceae. The transcript is spliced from 3 exons. Bases 53 to 574 code for a protein of 173 amino acids. The record is from RefSeq and is a predicted model, not a curated record.